Nelumbo nucifera (sacred lotus) is the source of this 741-nucleotide messenger RNA. Its product is annotated as transcription factor bHLH92-like. Gene Ontology annotation, molecular function: protein dimerization activity. The record is from RefSeq and is a predicted model, not a curated record. NCBI's taxonomy places the organism in Eukaryota, Viridiplantae, Streptophyta, Magnoliopsida, Proteales, Nelumbonaceae.
AUGGAAGAUACCUUUUUCCUGUGGGAGAUGCAACCUGAUGAAUUUGAAGUUCCUGUACUAAACCAAAGCGAUUUCACUGAAUACAGGAGACCCACCCAGGAAUUCCACCCCAACAAUCAUUCCAUCUCUCUGUCUAAUCCUUCCAACAUGAACAAGAGAAUGAUAGAGUUCUUGAGAGUGAUCUCAACUGGACGGAGCGAGAACAGAGAAUCUAAGAACGAUCGUUGUUACCGCCACAUGAUCAAUGAGCGUGCGAGGAGAGAUAAGCAGAGGCAGAAUUUUGAAGCUCUUCGUUCCAUGUUGCCCACUAAAAUCAAGAAUGAAAAAAUUUCCAUUGUUCAAGCGGCAACUUCGUAUUUGCAAGAUCUGGAGAAACUCAAGGUGGGGUUACAGAAGCGUAACAGUGAGCUUGAGGAGAGAUUAACAGCGAAGGAAUGUCAAAGUCUAGACACCACUAAAAAGAUCAGAUUACGGGUUUGUUGUCCAUCUUCUGCAAUCAAUUCAAUGCUUGGGGUACUUAGAUGCUUGAAGAGCAUGGACAUGGAAACGAGAACGAUCCAGUCACAGUUCUCUGCUCUUGAAUUUUCAGCGAUAUUGGAGAUUGAAACCCAGAUGGAGGCAGAGACAGUGGAAAAGGCCAUACAAAGCUCCCUAAUGGAGGCUGAGAGGAACCUGGCGAUUGGUUUCCUGGAAGGAGAGGAGGGGAAUUACAGCUCUGAGCAGUGGUAUUACACCUCAUGA